GCAUCAAUAUUAGCCAAGUUCUUCUUCCUAAAAUUUUAAGCAAACCAGUAGCUGCCUUAACACUGUCCAAGUUUUCUUGUCACCUUAAAGUGCACCUUUCACCUUACUCACCAUUUAUUGCCUAUCUCAAGUGUGUGAAUGAGAGAGGGGCAGAGAGAUUUUAUUUUUAUAUUUAUUUUUAGUUUUGCAGGAAAAAAUUGAACCCCGCUCAAUAUAAAUGAAGCCCUCUCCUUUGUGUCCUUUCAUCUUCAAUCAAGAGGUUUAUUCAUUCUUCUUAAAACCCUACAAGAAAGGAAAGAAAAAAGAUCACUGCAAAAUGAACCAGAUUUUCUCAACAUUCCCUCUUGUGUUCUUAUUCUUCUUUCAGUGCACUCCAGCUCUUUCGCAGAGUCCGUUGCCUGCGCCGACACCUCCAGCGCCUGCUCCUGUACCUCCAGUGCUGCCUCCUGUACCUCCGGUGCUGCCACCUGCACCUCCAGUGUCAGCUCCUGUACCUCCGCUGCCUGCUCCUGUAUCUCCGCUGCUGGCUCCUGUAUCUCCAUCGCCGUCUCCUGCACCUUCCUUUCUCACCGACAUCAGUUCUAUUCUUCAAAAGGCCAAGAAAUAUUCGACACUUGUUCGACUCCUAAAAAUCACCCAAGUGGGUGAUCAACUCAAUACACAGCUUAACAAAUCAAGCCAAGGUAUCACAAUACUUGCUCCAACGGAUGGUGCAUUCUCUAACCUCAAACCAGGCAUGUUAAACUCUCUCACUGAUCAACAGAAAACCGAACUGCUACAAUUCCACGUCCUACCUUCAUUUUUCACUGUCUCCCAAUUCCAAACCGCAAGCAAUCCAGUAAGAACACAAAUUGGUAAUAAUGAAAAUUUUCCACUCAAUAUCACUGCAACUGGGAAUCAGGUGAACAUAACCACCGAUAUGGUUAAUGCAACAGUGGCAGGUACAGUAUAUACAGACAAGCAGCUAGCCAUAUAUGAGGUUGACAAAGUACUCCUUCCGCAUGGUCUAUUUCUAGCUCCGCCGCCAGCUCCUGCACCUCUAAAACCCAAAAAGCAGCCGGCUUCAGAUUCUUCCCAAUCUGAUGAUACUACUGCUACUACUUCUACUCCCGUUGAUAUUUCUGAUGGAAUUUAUCUGUCCCCACAUGCAUUGCGUGCAAUGUCCAGUACUGUCCUUGUUUUGGCAGCAUUUGUCUUGGGUGUGUGAAAAGUGUGUGCUAAUGGAGUUCUUUGUAUCAUGCUUAUAUUAUCUUCACCGAACUACAUUUGUUUGAUGUAAUAAUCUGUCAUUAUGCAAAAAUUAUUUCAGUUUU
Messenger RNA from Olea europaea var. sylvestris, 1313 nucleotides. RefSeq names its product fasciclin-like arabinogalactan protein 11. Lineage: Eukaryota; Viridiplantae; Streptophyta; Magnoliopsida; Lamiales; Oleaceae. The record is from RefSeq and is a predicted model, not a curated record. The transcript has a single exon. Bases 218 to 1207 code for a protein of 329 amino acids.